Diceros bicornis minor is the source of this 2964-nucleotide messenger RNA. RefSeq names its product eukaryotic translation initiation factor 2 alpha kinase 1 (gene EIF2AK1). The record is from RefSeq and is a predicted model, not a curated record. The transcript has 16 exons. Gene Ontology annotation, biological process: protein phosphorylation. Lineage: Eukaryota; Metazoa; Chordata; Mammalia; Perissodactyla; Rhinocerotidae. Bases 68 to 2089 code for a protein of 673 amino acids. Gene Ontology annotation, molecular function: ATP binding; protein kinase activity.
GUGCAGGCGCCGAGUGAGGCGGCGCUGGACGGGUUGGCGGGCUUUUCUGCGCCCCGCGCGGACGGCGAUGCUGGGGGGCGGCUUUGGAGCCCGGGAGCGCGAGGCGGAGGGCGACGGGGCGGGAGCUGUGCCUGCGCCGCCUGCCAUCGACUUCCCGGCCGAGGGCUCGGACCCCAAGUAUGACGAAUCUGAUGUCCCAGCAGAGCUUCGGGUGUUCCGAGGACCCCUGCAACAGCCGGCUUUCCCUUUUGCUGUUGCGAACCAACUACUGCUUGUUUCUUUGCUGGAGCACUUGAGCCAUGUGCAUGAACCAAACCCACUUCGCUCAAGACAGGUGUUUAAAUUACUUUGUCAGACCUUUAUCAAAAUGGGGCUGCUGUCUUCCUUCACUUGCAGCGAUGAGUUUAGCUCACUGAGACUACAUCACAACAGGGCCAUCACCCAUUUGAUGAGGUCGGCUAAGGAGAGAGUUCGUCAGGAUCCUUGUGAGGAUAAUUCUCAUACUCAGAUGAUCAGAUCAAGGGAAGUAGCCUUUGAAGCACAAACGUCACGUUACUUAAAUGAAUUUGAAGAGCUCGCCGUCUUAGGAAAAGGUGGAUAUGGAAGAGUGUACAAGGUCAGGAAUAAAUUAGAUGGUCAAUAUUAUGCAAUUAAAAAAAUCCUGAUCAAGGGUGCAACUAAAACAGAUUGCAUGAAGGUAUUACGGGAAGUGAAGGUGCUGGCAGGUCUCCAGCAUCCUAAUAUUGUAGGCUAUCACACAGCUUGGAUAGAACAUGUUCACGUGGCUCAAACGCAAGCAGACAGGAUUUCUAUUCAGUUGCCGUCCCUGGAAGUGAUCUCGGACCAGGAGGAUGACAGAGAUCAAUAUGAUGUUAAAAGUGAUGAAAGUAACGGCUCAUCCAUUAUCUUUGCCGAGUUCACUUCAGAAAAAGAAAAAUCUUUUGGAGAAUCUGGCAUGGAAAAUCAGAAUAACAGAUUGGUGAACUACACGACCAAUUUAUUCACAAGAGACGCCAGUGAAUUUGAAUCAUCCAGUGAGCUCCAAGAAAAUGGCUUGGCUGAUUUGUCUUCCAGAUCGAUUGUAGAGCAUCAGCUGCCAGCUAGGCAUAAUUCAGACUUAGAAGAGAAUUUUGCAUCCACUGAGGAAUCUUCUGAAGAAAAGUUAACCUUGUUGGGGCAGACAGAGGUGCAGUACCACCUAAUGCUGCACAUCCAGAUGCAGCUGUGUGAGCGCUCGCUGUGGGACUGGAUAGCUGAGAGAAACGAGCGGGGCCGAGAGUGUGUGGACGAAUCUGCUUGUCAUCGUAAACAGGAAAAGUCUGAGAAACUGUCACAGACCAGAGAAACCUCAAGAGACAUGACAACUAAGUGUAAUGUGGUAUCCUGGGUGGAAUCCUGGAACAGAAAAAGGACAUUAGGUCCUUAUAUUAUGGCCAGUGUUGCAACAAAAAUUUUUCAAGAAUUGGUGGAAGGUGUAUUUUACAUACAUAACAUGGGAAUUGUCCACAGAGAUCUUAAGCCCAGAAAUAUUUUUCUUCAUGGCCCUGAUCAGCAAGUGAAAAUUGGAGACUUUGGUCUGGCCUGCACGGACAUCAUACAGAACACUGACUGGACCAAUAGAAAUGGGAAGAGAACACCAACACAUACUUCCAGAGUGGGUACUUGUUUGUAUGCUUCACCCGAACAGUUAGAAGGAUCCGAGUACGAUGCCAAGUCAGAUAUGUAUAGCUUGGGUGUCAUCCUGCUAGAGCUCUUUCAGCCAUUUGGAACGGAAAUGGAGCGAGCACAAGUUUUAACAGGUUUAAGAACUGGUCAGAUACCUGAAUCCCUCAGUAAAAGGUGUCCCGUACAAGCCAAGUAUAUCCAGCACUUAACUAGAAAGAACUCAUCCCAGAGACCGUCUGCUGUUCAGCUGCUGCAAAGUGAACUUUUCCAAAAUUCUGGAAACGUUAAUCUCACUCUACAGAUGAAGAUACUAGAGCAAGAAAAAGAAAUCGAAGAACUGAAGAAGCAGAUACGCCUCCUCUCUCAGGACAGAGGGGUUAAGGAUGACAUGAAAGAGGGGGUGUGCCCCUCCAGCCUUAAUUAGGCUCUAUAAAUGUGAAAGUGGACUUGAAAACUCUAAGCUGGUCAACUGGAAUGUAAAUUUUCAAUCUUUAUUAGGGUAAAGAUGGUAUAAUACUUAGUUGUAAUUAGUAAGCCUGUGUAAGACUUAUUAAAGUGAAGUUGUACCCCCAAACUGCUUUUUCCUUAAGUAGGUCUUUUAUAACCUAGCAUCUUGAACCUAAGACUGCUCUAAACUAAACCUAUUCUGCUCUUUCCAUUCUCCUGUCCCGCAAGCUCCUAUUCCUGGAUUUCUUACUUUCACUGUCCAUCCAGUUUCUGAAACUAAGCAUUUAGACAUCCUCCUCAGUUCUUUCUCCUUUGAACUCGGCCUGUUGACCAAGUCUAAGCAUGCUCCCCACCCCAUCACUGCCGACUACACACUAGCUGGACUGUUCCAGUUUUGACAGCUGCCAGUCUUCCUCACUCUGUCACACUGCUGCCCGAGUUAAUUACUAGAGAGAUAACUGAUCAGUUCCCUCUGGCUCACAGCUUCUGCUGCCUCUGAGAUAAAACUUCAACUUCUUGGCACAGUGUACAUUAUCCAGCCUAUUUCUUUUCUCUUCACUUUCAACUUGGCAUCAUUGCAAAACUAUGCCGUUUCAAAACUUUGUACUUCUUGCCCCCAAAAUGAUCCCAGAACAGCUCUGUUUCUGGCGUUCCUGCCCCCGCACUGUUCCCGUGCUGUGGUGACCUCUCCGUUACUCCGCCUCUCCACUCCCCGCCAGUCUACAGUCCUCAAAGGCAGCCCUGUGAUAUAUGCAUUUUUGUAUCCCCGGAAGUGCCUGCCACAGAGCUGGCAGUUGUCAUGGUAUAUUGCACACAAUGUUGAAUUUUAAAUAAAAAGAAAACCAGAAAUUA